GUGUGUGUGAGAAUGUGAGUGUGUGUGUGUGUGCGCGUGUAUGUGCGUGAGCACAUGCUCCAGCGCUCUCACACCGCCGUCCUCUCCGUCUGCUCCUCCUCGGGUCUCCUGCUCACAUCUAUGCAGGUGAGCUAUGGACGAAAGCACCUUUGAGACAUUUGAGGAAGAGCUUGGCAAACCACUGCAAGACGUUCCUCCACAGAAACCUAUCAGACAAGCGCGAACAGGAGGCAGAGCAGCGUCGUUACGCAAAGCGCUGUCCAUCCAGAAUCUGACGCAGAUCGAGACGCCGUGGGAGGGCGUGACGCUGAACAGGUGUCUGAUCGCAGCCAUAACCAUCCUGCUGCUGAGCUCCGGUUUACAAAGAAUACACGGCCGCAGAGGCCGUAAGGAGGUCAGUGAAGAGCUCAUAGCACUAAACGACAGACACGCUCUGAUUAAAAGGGGGAAAAUAACACCGCAUGAGCUGGACACUUCCUUAUGGGACACAUUGUUCUGGUGGAUUGAUGAUGAUGAUGAUGAUGAUGAAGGCAAAUCCAAGAGAGCGAGUCGCGGGAGAGUUUCCAGGGGCCUCAGACACCGGGCCCUUCCAGACCUCAGGCUCCUGAAGAAAAGAGAGACAAAAUUCACUGAGCGCAGAAGAAGAGGACGACGAGAAGUAGAUGAGACUAAAGAGAGGCUGACAAAAGAGAAAGAGAUGAAAGUCAAGGAAGUGGAAGAAGAAGAGGAGGAGGACAUAGAGAUGAAGAAACCAGCGAAAGAGAGCAAGCAAAAACCUGUGAAGAGAGAGAGAAUCAGUGAUGCACAGAUAACGAGUGCAUAAAGAAAACAGGGAGUGCUUAAUUGUCUUGAAAAAAAUCUUAAUGGUCCUAACAGGGAUUCGAUUUCUUUAGCAAAAUGUGUUUUCUUUUGAUUAUAGGGUGAAAUAUGUUCUUGACAGGUUUGCAAUAUCCCGAUGCACUUCUCCCUAUGAUAAAAAGGUAUUAUUUGGUGCUUUUUUGUUUUGUAAAAUCUGUAUGCUUUUGAGACUUUAUGGUCAUUUAAGUCAUAAACCCCUUGAGAUUUUUACAGGACUUUUUGCAAUUAUGACUGCAAGCUCAACUCACAAACCUCAUGAAGAGGUUACAAUAACAAGAAUUAGUUUAUUAGUACUUCAG
Messenger RNA from Sinocyclocheilus rhinocerous, 1157 nucleotides. RefSeq lists its product as uncharacterized. The coding region runs from base 134 to 823 and encodes 229 amino acids. NCBI's taxonomy places the organism in Eukaryota, Metazoa, Chordata, Actinopteri, Cypriniformes, Cyprinidae. The transcript has 5 exons. The record is from RefSeq and is a predicted model, not a curated record.